ACGGCCCGGGUCCGGGACGCGCCGCCCAGCUCCAUCCCGCGGCUCGUGCUGGCUGCGGGCCUUGCGUGCUCGCGUUGCCCCUCCGCGGGCCGGGCUCCCGAGCCCGCCCAGGCCCAGCACCGCUGGCCGCCAGAGGAGAGUCGCUGGCCGUGGUCGCCGCCUGGUAGGAUAUUCUGCAUCCCAGAGAUAAAGCAAAAAUCUUCUUGAAAUAGAUGGAUUUCUGUCACUUUCUGUGAACCAAAGCGAUUCAAUGUCUCUUUUGGAUUGUUUCUGCACUUCACGAACACAAGUUGAAUCACUCAGACCUGAAAAACAGUCUGAGACCAGUGUCCAUCAACACUUGGUUCAUGAGCCAACCCCUUCCCAGUUGCCUCCAUCUGUUACAGCCAAUGCAGUGAUCUGUUCCACCAACGUUUCUCACUAUGAAUUUCAAGUGGAAAUAGGAAGAGGAUUUGACAACUUAACUUCUGUCCAUCUUGCACGCCAUACUCCCACAGGAACACUGGUGACUAUAAAAAUUACAAAUCUGGAAAACUGCACUGAAGAACGCCUAAAAGCUUUACAGAAAGCAGUGAUUCUAUCCCACUUUUUCCGACAUCCCAAUAUUACAACUUACUGGACUGUUUUCACUGUUGGCAGCUGGCUUUGGGUUAUUUCUCCAUUUAUGGCCUAUGGGUCAGCAAGUGAACUCCUGAAGACUUACUUUCCUGAGGGAAUGAGUGAAACUUUAAUAAGAAACAUUCUCUUUGGAGCAGUGAGAGGGUUGAGCUAUCUACACCAAAAUGGCUAUAUUCACAGGAGUAUUAAAGCCAGCCAUAUCCUCAUUUCUGGUGAUGGCCUAGUGACCCUCUCUGGCCUGUCCCAUCUGCAUAGUUUGAUUAAGCAUGGACAGAGGCAUAGGGCUGUGUAUGAUUUCCCACAGUUCAGCACAUCAGUGCAGCCGUGGCUGAGUCCAGAACUACUGAGACAGGAUUUACAUGGAUAUAAUGUAAAGUCAGAUAUUUAUAGUGUUGGAAUUACAGCAUGUGAAUUGGCCAGUGGGCGGGUACCCUUCCAGGACAUGCAUAGAACUCAGAUGCUGUUACAGAAACUAAAAGGUCCUCCUUAUAGCCCAUUGGAUAUCAGUAUUUUCCCUCAAUCAGAAUCCAGCAUGAAAAAUUCCCGAUCAGGUGUAGACUCUGGGAUUGGAGAAAGUGUACUUGUCUCCAGUGGGACUCGCACAGUAAAUAGUGACAGACUGCAAACGCCAUCCUCAAAAACGUUCUCUCCUGCCUUCUUUAGCUUGGUACAGCUCUGUUUGCAACAAGAUCCUGAGAAAAGGCCAUCAGCAAGCAGUUUAUUGUCCCAUGUUUUCUUCAAACAGAUGAAAGAAGAAAGCCAGGAUUCAAUACUUGCCCUGUUGCCUCCUGCUUAUCACAAGCCAUCAACAGCGCCGCCUCCAGCGUCACCUUGGACUGUGCCAGAACGUGACUUUUCUGAUGAAACAGACUCAAACUGGGAAUUCUAGGGCUGCCAAAUCCUUUUACGUCCUAUAUACUUGAUACUUUUUCCCUGCUGGUUUUUCUUCUGUUUUGCUAGGUACAAAUAAUAGAAUUAUACUUGAAAAUACACUUGGUGCACUGGAGAACCUAGUCAUUUAAAACCACUCUGUUCAAAGGAGUAUGAAAUUAUAGCCCCUUUGGUUAGCUCAGUUACAUUAUAACUACAGGGAAGCUUCAAAAUUAUUAAUCUGUCUUAGUAGCAUAUGUUCUCAAACUUUUUCCCAAGCUGUGACUAACUCCUCUUCUGGAUCUCUCAAUAUGAUUUUUGAGCCAGUUAAAUUUUUCAGCAUUUUGCUGCCCUCAGGCAAAUGAGCCCGCAGAGGACAGUGCUUCCAAGUACAUUUAUUACUUCUGGAUUCUCUAGCAUUUUUGAUCACCCCUAUUAGACUAACAGGCUAGUUUAUCUCAUCAAGCCCUUUUUUGGCAGAAGGGAAGAUGUUUAUAUUUUCCCACUUUCUUGUGUUAAUACUAAUGGUAAUAUCAAACUGAGCCUCACUCAUUAAAUGAUUCACUUGAAAUACAUAAAUUGUAAUUUGCUUUUUAUUUUUAUUUUUGAGGGGCUAAUGUAACACUUUUCUACUUAUGUAAAUUAUAGAAGCUAAAUCAUGCACCCUGUGGGAGCUCAAUAAAAAUUUAUUGAACUGAG
This is a messenger RNA of Manis javanica (Malayan pangolin), 2187 nucleotides long. It is a transcript of the gene STRADB, whose product is annotated as STE20 related adaptor beta. NCBI's taxonomy places the organism in Eukaryota, Metazoa, Chordata, Mammalia, Pholidota, Manidae. The record is from RefSeq and is a predicted model, not a curated record. Gene Ontology annotation, biological process: protein export from nucleus; protein phosphorylation; activation of protein kinase activity. Gene Ontology annotation, molecular function: protein kinase activity; protein serine/threonine kinase activator activity; ATP binding. Gene Ontology annotation, cellular component: serine/threonine protein kinase complex.